AUGAACGAACAAGAGGAGCAGGCAGUAGGAUCUCAUGUAGGAAGAACUCGUUUAGAAUCUUAUUUAGAUCCAACUAUACAGGAAUCAGAGAUCCAUCUGCACGAUAUCAAUUUGGCUGUUCACAAUGUCGAAAAGGUGUUCGAGUGCAAGCAAUGCGGCAAGUCGUUCAAGCGCUCGUCCACGCUGUCCACGCACCUGCUCAUCCACUCGGACACGCGCCCCUACCCCUGCUCCUUCUGCGGAAAGCGCUUCCACCAGAAGUCCGACAUGAAGAAGCACACCUACAUCCACACCGAAAAAUGUCUAUUUAAAUUCGAUAAUUCUAGUAUUGAAAACACGCAAGAACGAUGA
Gryllus bimaculatus (two-spotted cricket) is the source of this 351-nucleotide messenger RNA. NCBI's taxonomy places the organism in Eukaryota, Metazoa, Arthropoda, Insecta, Orthoptera, Gryllidae. The record is from the annotation of a GenBank genome assembly.